UUUGAUGGUCGUAGUCUCGUAGAGAAAGUUGGCACUAAAAGCUCUCGUUCGCCACUUCGAAUUUAUACUUUUUCUUCAUAGUCGUCGAAGUCUCUGAUUCUGUUCUUACUCUUCGUAAUCUUCUACCAGUAGGGAUCAGGUCAGCUCGCAAGUGUCGAAGAAAUGAUUUGGGAGAUAAUUCGCCGCAAAGUUGCUUCGCCGAAGACGUUAGGAGAGGCAGUGCAGAGGAUUAGGCCUUCAGUGUUGUCAGGGGCAAGAUGUUACAGGACAACUCGGAAAGAGGCUUUGCUCGCUGGGAAAGGAUUUGAGCAUGUCCAGAGCUCUAGUUACCACACUUUUUUAGGAGGUCAUGCCCAUUCAAAGCCGAGGGAAGUUACAACACUAUUUCAAGCUGAGCCCUUUGUUCGAUUGAGGAAUAGAUCAUUUUCUUCGGACAAUGGAGACCUGGUUGAGGCUGUUGUUCCUUUCAUGGGUGAAUCUAUAACUGAUGGCACUCUAGCAAAUUUCCUAAAGAAACCUGGGGACAGAGUUGCAGUUGAUGAACCUAUUGCUCAAAUUGAAACUGAUAAGGUGACAAUUGAUGUAGUUAGUCCUGAAGCUGGCAUCAUUCAAAAGUUUGUGGCCAAGGAAGGUGAUACUGUGGAACCAGGUACCAAGAUUGCUGUCAUCUCAAAAUCAGGUGAAGGUGUGACACAAGCUCCAUCAGAAAAGGUUGCUGCUCAUCCACCACCUCCUGAACAGGAGGAAAGUGCAGAGAAGCAAAUCCCCAAAGCAGAGACCGCUCCUAUCAAGGAGAAGAUUAAAGAACCAUCUCCAUCACAACCCAAGGCAAAAGGACCUUCUCCAGCUCCUAAACACACAGCUUCAGAACCCCAGCUUCCUCCCAAGGAUAGGGAAAGACGAGUUCCCAUGACAAGACUCAGGAAACGGGUUGCAACACGCUUGAAAGAUUCUCAGAAUACAUUUGCUUUGCUGAGCACAUUUAAUGAGGUUGAUAUGACAAACUUGAUGAAGCUCCGUUCAGAUUAUAAAGAUGCCUUUGUUGAAAAGCAUGGAGUUAAAUUAGGACUUAUGUCAGGCUUCGUGAAAGCUGCUGUUACUGCGCUUCAGAGUCAGCCAGUUGUCAAUGCUGUCAUUGAUGGUGAUGAUAUCAUAUAUCGAGAUUACAUUGAUAUUAGCAUUGCUGUUGGGACUCCUAAGGGCCUCGUUGUUCCAGUUAUCCGCAAUUCUGAGAAGAUGAACUUUGCCGAUAUAGAGAAGGAAAUAAAUACUCUAGCUAAGAAGGCAAAUGAUGGUUCUAUAUCAAUUGAUGAAAUGGCUGGAGGUACAUUCACAAUAUCAAACGGUGGUGUCUAUGGAAGUCUUUUGAGUACACCAAUCAUCAACCCACCACAGUCGGCUAUAUUAGGCAUGCACUCAAUAGUUAGCCGUCCAAUGGUUGUUGGGGGUAAUAUUGUUCCUAGGCCAAUGAUGUAUAUUGCGUUGACAUACGAUCAUCGGCUGAUUGACGGGAGGGAGGCUGUGUUUUUCUUGCGCCGCAUCAAAGAUGUUGUAGAGGACCCUCGCAGGCUUCUCCUUGAUAUAUGAAGUUUCUCUCGAAUUCCCAAAUUGCUGGUAAUUCAAUUUUAGCCAGAAUAACAUCUCAGCUCUAAAAUUUUGUAGAGAUGUCUUUUUUGAUCUGCGAUGCCAUAAAGUUCUGAAACUACUUUAGUUCACUUGUUUACAAGAAAGAACCAUGUCAUGUUUUCAUGCUAUGGGUUCUGGAUUUGCAUACCAAAGUACUUUCAUGUGUUCAAAUUGUAGAUGUCCUUUUGACUGGACAAUCAAUUCUUUUCAAUAUCAUGUAUAAGCCUUGAGUCUGUAUAAUACAAGAUCCUUCAAUGAAGGAUUGACACAGUAUAUGUAUAACAAUGUUAUUUAUCUGUUGGCUGGAGUUGUUACAACUCCGUUUUUA
Messenger RNA from Corylus avellana, 1954 nucleotides. The record is from RefSeq and is a predicted model, not a curated record. Lineage: Eukaryota; Viridiplantae; Streptophyta; Magnoliopsida; Fagales; Betulaceae.